ACGAGGACGGACGCCGAAAAGGACGGUGGCGUCUCGGUGUCCAGCGCCAGCCCCCUUCCGGCACCGGAAAUCACCGAGCAGAUCAUCAAAUCACCGCCGGAACCAACGCGAGUCAAAUCUCCCGAGCAGAUCAUUAUGCGCUCACCGGAUCCUGUCAACUGGACCGUUCCGCUCGAUACGGGUAAAACCUUCACCGUGACCCAAAACGUCCGCGAAGGUGAUCCUAUGAUCCGACCUCAUAGCGAAAUCAAGGCUUCAACUCCAGUGGACCAUCCACCACCAGCACCACAAUCAGCACCGCCAGAGCUUUCAGAACAAAUCAAGUUACCUAAUACAAAACUUGAACCAGAUUCGAUCAAGGAAUCCGAGGACGAAGAUGAUGACCUGCUAAAGUCCAAAUCGUCCGUCACUUCGUCGGUGAACCAACCGAUUUCGGUGGCCGUUCCGGUUGAAUCUGCGGCCUUACCGGCAACGACAGUACCUCAACCGACAGCCGUGGACACGUCGGCGCCAGCACAAAGCAACCCGGAACCGGUGCGGUUCGACAAACCCGUCCCCGGGUCCACACUUCGCUGUCUGGAGGAUCCGGACUUCGAUUCGGACAUCAACUCACCGCAGGGUAGCCGAAACGUUGCCUCCGAAGUGUUGGACAAAGCCCGGGAUCGGUUCGAUCGCUUCUGGGGCAAUCCGGACGGAGCGAAACCUGACGAGUCCUAAAUUCUACCACACAGUUGUAAGUGAGCUUGUUUUAGUACAUCUAUC
Messenger RNA from Aedes aegypti (yellow fever mosquito), 762 nucleotides. RefSeq lists its product as uncharacterized. Gene Ontology annotation, biological process: negative regulation of centriole replication. Gene Ontology annotation, molecular function: microtubule binding. Lineage: Eukaryota; Metazoa; Arthropoda; Insecta; Diptera; Culicidae. The annotation marks the transcript as partial. The record is from RefSeq and is a predicted model, not a curated record. The transcript has 3 exons.